AUGGAGGAGAUCCCCACCUGGGCACCUGACACCAGGGACAUCUCAGAAGGAUGGCUGGCACCCCGGAAGGCCAGAGCAGGCCAGUCCCUGUCCUCUGUUCUGAAUGAGCUCCCCAGUGCGGCCACCCUCCGAUACCGAGGUCCUGGCGUGUUGCCUUGGGGGGCACUGGAGGAGGAGGAGGAAGAUAGAGCCGAGAGCAUCCAGGCCUUCAUGGAAGCCUCCCAGAACGAGACGCAGGAACCUCGACCCUCAAGAGAGUUGCCCUGGCCCAUGCAGGCCCGACGGGUGCACAGGAAGAGAGUCAAUCAGGGCCAAGUGACCCAUGGCUCAGGAUCUAGGGCAGAGAACUGGGCGCGGAUGCUGCGGAGAUCCAGAGAAAAGAUGCGGGAAAACUGGCGUACCCUGCAGCCCUGGUCAUGGACACUGAAAAAGAUUGGGGGUCAGUUCGGGGCUGGCACCGAAUCCUACUUCUCUCUGCUGCGCUUUCUGCUCUUUCUCAACGUGUUGGCCGCUGUGCUGAAGGCAUGCAUGACACUUCUGCCUACCUGGUUGGAAGGGAACCCACCGGGGCCCCCCAACCCUAGCAUCUCCUCGCCCUGCGGCUCCUACAACCCAAACCCCCAGGGCCUGAUCACCUUCUCCAGCCAGCUCUUCAACUUGCUCUCAGGAGAGGGCUAUCUAGAAUGGUCUCCUCUCUUCUAUGGAUUCUACCCGCCCCGCCCGCACCUGGCACUCACAUACCUGUGCUCAGUCUUCCUCAUUGGCCUCGUCUGUCUCCUGCUCAUUUUGCACCGUUCAGUGUCCGGGAUGAAGCAGACGUUGUUGGCCGAGUCGGGGGCGCUGACCAGCUAUAGCCAUCGUGUGUUCUCGGCCUGGGACUUCGGCCUCUGCGGGGACGUCCACGUGCGACUGCGCCAGCGUAACAUCCUCUUUGAGUUGCAGGUGGAGCUCGAGGAAGCAGUGGUUCGGCGCCAGGCUGCAGUGCGGACCCUGGGCCAGCAAGCCCGAGUGUGGCUGGUCCGAGGGCUACUCAAUCUGCUGGUGAUGGCGCUUCUGGGGGCAGCCUUCUAUGGCAUCUACUGGGCUACGCAGUACACCGUGGAGCUGCAGGAGAAGCCCUUUGUCCAGCAGACUGAACUGCUGAAACUCGGGGUGGACUACCUUCCGUCCAUCUUCAUCUCCGGGGUCAAUUUGGUGCUGCCGCCCGUCUUCAAGCUUCUUGCUCCGCUGGAGGGCUACACUAGGAGCCGCCAGAUCGUUUUUAUCCUGCUCAGGACGGUGUUUCUCCGCCUCGCCUCGCUAAUGGUCCUGCUCUUCUCUCUCUGGAAUCGGAUUACCUGCGGGGGCAACUCUGAGGCUCAGGAGUGCAAAACCUGUGGGUACAAUUACAAAGAACUUCCGUGCUGGGAGACUCGAUUAGGACAGGAAAUGUACAAACUCCUGCUUUUUGAUCUGCUGACGGGUUUAGCAGUCACGCUGCUCAUCCAAUUUCCUCGAAAGCUGUUCUGUGGCCACUGUCCUGGGGCUUUGGGUCGUCUGGCUGGGACUCAGGAGUUCCAGGUGCCCGACGAGGUGCUGGGGUUGAUCUACGCGCAGACGGUGGUCUGGGUGGGGAGUUUCUUCUGUCCUUUACUGCCUCUGCUCAACACGGUCAAGUUCCUGCUGCUUUUCUACCUGAAAAAGUUGACCCUCUUCUCCGUCUGCUCCCCGGCUUCUCGCACCUUCCGAGCCUCCACGGUGAAUUUCUUUUUCCCCUUGGUCCUCCUGCUGGGCCUGGCCAUCUCUGCAGUGCCUGUACUGUACAGCAUCUUCUGGAUCCCUCCUUCCAAGCUGUGUGGACCCUUCCAGGGACAGCAGUCCAUCUGGGCCCAGAUCCCUGAAUCUAUCUCCAGUCUCCCUCAGGCCUCCCAGAACUUUCUCUUCUUCCUGGGCACUGAGGCUUUUGCUGUGCCUCUCCUACUGGUAUCCAGCAUCCUGAUGGCCUAUACCGUGGCCCUGGCCAACUCAUAUGGGCGCCUCAUCUCUGAACUCAAGUCCCAGAUAGAGAUGGAGUCGCAGAAUAAAGUCUUCCUGGCCCAGCAGGCCGUGGCUCUGAGCUCGCCUUCCCAUUUGUAA
Molecule: messenger RNA, 2115 nt
Organism: Chrysochloris asiatica (Cape golden mole)
Lineage: Eukaryota; Metazoa; Chordata; Mammalia; Afrosoricida; Chrysochloridae
Gene: TMC4
Product: transmembrane channel-like 4
Exons: 15
Coding region: 1-2115 (704 amino acids)
Cellular component (GO): plasma membrane
Molecular function (GO): mechanosensitive monoatomic ion channel activity
Source: RefSeq, a predicted model, not a curated record